AUGGGUGCAGAACAGUCGCUGGAUGGUUCGCGCAAGAGAGAUGGAAAUAUCUCCGCAACAAUGAGCGACGAAAAGUCGGAACCUAGUUCAGAAGGAGAAGCAAAUCCACCAAAUACGUUAGGCGAUGGCAGCUCCAAGGAAUCUACAGUAAGUCCGAUUUUACCUUCUCAAUCUUCAAUCCCCACUGACCCACAGUACGCGACACCUAUCACAAGCUCUGAUCCAACGCCUAUCACUAUCACAGAACUGCAAACGGAUCCAAAUUCGCUUCCAUUCGGAGCAACUGUUAAGCACUUACCACUCGAGCAGCGAAAG
Ostertagia ostertagi is the source of this 315-nucleotide messenger RNA. The record is from the annotation of a GenBank genome assembly. Lineage: Eukaryota; Metazoa; Nematoda; Chromadorea; Rhabditida; Trichostrongylidae.